AUGGCGACUGUCAAAGUUAGUAUAAAAUGGAACAAAGAAGUGUUUAAAGAUAUUGAAGUUGAUAUGACGAUGCCACCAGCAGUUUUAAAAGCUCAAUUAUUUUCAUUAACAAAUGUGCCCAUUGAACGUCAGAAAAUUAUGAUUAAAGGACAAACGAUUGGCGAUGACUCGUGGGGAAAAGUGCAGUUAACAAAUGGUUUAACAUUAUUACUCAUGGGCUCAGCUGAUGCAGUUCCUGAAUUACCAGCAGAAACACCGAAGUUCUUAGAAGAUAUGACCGAACAACAAAUAGCGAGAGCCAUGCAAUUUACAGGCGGACUGAAAAAUUUAGGCAAUACAUGCUACAUGAAUGCGACACUGCAAUGUUUGAAAUCUGUACCUGAACUACGUGAUUCUAUUAAACAAUUUCAUAUGUCAAGUCAGCAACGUGAUGGAACGCAAAUGAUCACAAAUGCAUUGAAAACCACGUAUCAACAAUUAGAAUCGAAUACUGAUUCAUUUAUGCCAUUGACACUAUUGGCAUCGAUUCAUCGUGAAUUUCCACGUUUUGCUGAAAAAGACGAUCAUGGACAUUUGAUGCAGCAGGAUGCCAAUGAAUUUUGGGUACAAAUGAUGCACAUAUUACAGAUGAAUUUACAGGGACUCAAAGAGCAACAACAGGGUGCUGCUGCAGGAGCCUCCAGCAACAAGAGUUUAAUCGAUCAGUUUUUUGGAAUUACUAUCAAAGCAACGUAUCCUUUAUUUCGUGUUCGUAUUUUCUCUUAUAUAUAA
Messenger RNA from Didymodactylos carnosus, 771 nucleotides. The record is from the annotation of a GenBank genome assembly. NCBI's taxonomy places the organism in Eukaryota, Metazoa, Rotifera, Eurotatoria, Philodinida, Philodinidae.